CGAGGAUUGUUAAAGCUUAAUUUGCGUCCUGAGCCUUUCUCUUCCGGGAUUGCCGUCGUACCCCACAAUGUAUCAAAUUUGUCCAUGGAUCUGCAUAUUCAUUAUUGAAAAUAUCUCUAUUCGACAAGAUAAAUGCAAACAAGCUAUGCUCACAUUGAGAUGACUUUUUUUUUUGCGCACAUUGCUAUUCACUGCAGGAAAUAUUUUAUCAUUCAAAGGCUCAUCGCUCUUACUUGCAAGAAGCGACGACUCAUUUUCGACUUUUUUUUCGUUAUUCUAUCAUGGCCACUGCAACAAUGGAUCAGGGUGAACCGAUGCAGCUCGAUUCUCACCAAUCGCCUCCCAAUGAUGGGUCUCCUCACCCAUCUUCCGAACCCAGCAAACUCGCUGGUAUUAUUUAUCCUCCCCCUGAUAUCAGAAAAACGGUGGACAAAGCGGCGGCAUUCCUUGCUACCAAAGGUCCUCAAUUGGAAGAACGUAUUCGCGAAAAAGAAAAGCAUAAUCUGCUCUUUUGUUUCUUGAAUCCGACCGAUCCUUACCAUGCAUAUUAUCAAUAUAAACUCAACGAAGCAAGAGAAGGAAAACUACCCAAGAAAGAAGUCGUAAAGGAAGAAAAAACCGAGCAACAGCCUGUU
Radiomyces spectabilis is the source of this 635-nucleotide messenger RNA. RefSeq lists its product as uncharacterized. The record is from RefSeq and is a predicted model, not a curated record. The coding region runs from base 133 to 522 and encodes 129 amino acids. NCBI's taxonomy places the organism in Eukaryota, Fungi, Mucoromycota, Mucoromycetes, Mucorales, Radiomycetaceae. The transcript has 4 exons.